AUGAGCGAGACCAGGCUGACUCGUGAGUUGGCGAGUGCACGAUUAAAGGACCUCGCUGAGAUGAAGAAAAGACUGGACAAGAUGCGCGUAAGCCUGGAGAAGAUAACGGAAGUCCAGAUCGAGUGUCUAGCACGUAUUGAAGAGGAAGAGGAACCUAGCUAUCAGUUGGCGGCAGCUUUGAUUGACGGAGAUGGUGUUGGCGAUGGAUUUCUAUCGUUCGGCAUACUUCUGGAAAUGGCAGUGAACAGACUGACGCAGUAA
Molecule: messenger RNA, 261 nt
Organism: Phytophthora nicotianae INRA-310
Lineage: Eukaryota; Oomycota; Peronosporomycetes; Peronosporales; Peronosporaceae
Exons: 1
Coding region: 1-261 (86 amino acids)
Source: RefSeq, a predicted model, not a curated record